Cydia fagiglandana is the source of this 390-nucleotide messenger RNA. RefSeq lists its product as uncharacterized. Lineage: Eukaryota; Metazoa; Arthropoda; Insecta; Lepidoptera; Tortricidae. The record is from RefSeq and is a predicted model, not a curated record. The transcript has a single exon. Bases 1 to 390 code for a protein of 129 amino acids.
AUGGGUGAUAUGGCAGAGAUGAGAGUGAAUGAUUGCUGGAAUGAAAUGGCAGUAUGUUUAAGAAGUGUAGCGAGGGAUGUUUUUGGGGAAACAACAGGGAAAGGGAAGAUUGAUAGGGAUACAUGGUGGUGGAAUGAAGAUGUGCGAAUGGUUCUGAAAGAAAAGAAGAAUGCUUUUAAAGAAUGGAAGAGUGUGGAAGAGGGUAACGAUAGAGAGAAAGGAAUCAAGAGAUCAGCUUAUCUUACAAGUAAAAAGAUAGCAAAGAAAGCAGUUGCAAUCGCAAAGGCCAAGGUACAAGAUAAAUUGUACGAUUUCCUGGAGAGCCCACAAGGCCAAAAAGAUCUGUACAGAAUAGCAAGAGAGAGAGAGAGAAGAAUGCAAGAGAUAUAA